GUUUUAACCGCGCGAUCGUAUCACGUGACAUCCGGCCGUCGAGGGUUCCUUUUCUUUUCCGGCAAGUUGCGAACUUCGGUGUUUGUUCUCUCUCGCGGAGCUAAGGUCGUAUCGACGACUUACACCGAUUUCUAAGUUCCAUCCGUCUCUCGAUCGCCAGGAUCUAAUCAGAAAAAAUGACGUCCGAGGCCGAGCUCGCAUGCGUUUACUCCGCACUGAUACUCGUCGACGAUGACAUCGCCGUAACCGGUGAGAAAAUACAGACGAUUUUAAAAGCGGCGAACGUAAACGUUGAAUCGUAUUGGCCUGGACUUUUCGCUAAAGCCUUGGAAGGCAUAAAUGUUAAGGAGUUAAUUACCAACAUUGGAUCUGGUGUCGGAGCGGCACCUGUAGGAGCAGCUCCAGCCGUUGCUGCACCUGCUAGCGCAGAAGCUGCGCCAGCCAAAGAAGAAAAGAAGAAGGAAGAACCAGAGGAAGAAUCAGACGACGACAUGGGUUUCGGUCUAUUCGACUAGGCUCAGGGAUCGCGUUGGUCCGUUCUUUGUAUGUAUGUACUGUUAUAUUGUACACAAUAUAACAAUAUAACAAUACACACAAUAUAAACAAUGAAACAUUUUCAUUAAGAAA
Molecule: messenger RNA, 627 nt
Organism: Vollenhovia emeryi
Lineage: Eukaryota; Metazoa; Arthropoda; Insecta; Hymenoptera; Formicidae
Gene: RpLP1
Product: 60S acidic ribosomal protein P1
Exons: 4
Coding region: 177-515 (112 amino acids)
Biological process (GO): cytoplasmic translation; translational elongation
Cellular component (GO): ribosome; cytosolic large ribosomal subunit
Molecular function (GO): ribonucleoprotein complex binding; protein kinase activator activity; structural constituent of ribosome
Source: RefSeq, a predicted model, not a curated record